GUACUGAAGGAAAAAAAUGGCCUCAAGCACAAGAAACAGUUGUGAUGAAUGCACAAGACAAAGAGAUUGUGGAGAAGAUGGUAGAGGUGGCGAAAAACAUUGGGAUGAAACAGAACAAUGGUGCAGCGGCCAAUAGUCAACAACAAAACAGUGCAGUCGUCUCGAUGAUGAACUCCACCCCUGGAAGGGUUAAUUUUUCAAUGAAUCAGGAUUGGCAUGGGGAAGUGAUGACUGGUGAAUAUCCUUCGGUCAUUGAUGUCAGCAAAGGCGACAGCUUUACUCAUUCGGCGACAGAUAACGAUGGAUCCAAGGGAGCCGUAGUGUACUUGGGCAACAACAGUACUGCUAAAAGUUGUGCAUGGCUAUUGGCUUGGUCUGCUCCCAAAUUUCCCACCACCAACAAUCCUAACAAGGUUUACGUCAAAUGUGGCGAUGCCACUGAUUUCCAGAAUAUUAAUUGGAACCAAAUCGAAGCUUCUCUCGACGUAUCAUCCACUUUCUCGAGCUUCAUGGAACCAAUUACCAAGACCACCUGCAGUGCUAACAUCCUCCCUGGCAAAAACUUCGCAUCUGUUGGUGCUAAUUUUGGAACUAUGUAA
This is a messenger RNA of Chenopodium quinoa (quinoa), 599 nucleotides long. Its product is annotated as jasmonate-induced protein homolog. The annotation marks the transcript as partial. NCBI's taxonomy places the organism in Eukaryota, Viridiplantae, Streptophyta, Magnoliopsida, Caryophyllales, Amaranthaceae. The record is from RefSeq and is a predicted model, not a curated record. The transcript has a single exon.